ACCCUACAACAUCUCAGAGCUAACUACAGGCAGAGAUAAGCUGCAAGUGAAGUGAAGAAGAAAGACAAUGGAACAACACGGAGAGAGAGAACCGGAAGAGUUCACGCUGGUCGCAACUAAGCCUUACUUCAAUCUCCCAACUGCUUGCCCUCUUUGUUUGCCCCUUUUCAUUUAUCUCAAGCUUGCCAACUUCCCCUUUCGUUUGUCUUCCAAUUCCAUCUUCCCCGAUUCAGAUCAAAUUCCUUAUGUUGAAUCUGGUACUUACGUUGCCUACAAUAAUGAGAAUGGCGGGGUGAUUGAGAAUUUAAAGCGAGAUGGUAUUGUUGAUCUGGACUCUGAAUUCCAAUCUGUACCGGAUUGGGUGGCAAUGAAAGCCAUGAUUAGCUCUUGGUUAGCUGAUGCAAUGAUGUAUGAACUAUGGGUUGGUUCUGAUGGAAAAUCGGCCUACAAGAUUUACUAUUCUGAUCUUUCAUGGCCAAUAGGAAAAGUUCUAUUCCUGAAGCAAGUAUACAGUGUUAAACAGCGUCUUGGAAUUACUAAAGACAAUGCCGAACAGAGAGAGGAUGAGAUUUACAAGAGAGCAAAAAUUGCUUAUGGUGCUCUAUCUACUAGGUUAGGAGACCAGAACUUCCUCUUUGAUGAUAGGCCUUCAAGUUUGGAUGCAACUCUUCUCGGACAUGUUCUUGUUACCCUUCAUGCAUUACCGGAAACAUCGGUGCUUCGAAGCGAACUCUUGGAGCAUGGUAAUGUUGUCAGGUAUGCUGAAAAACAUAAAAUGGAGUUGAUCGAAUCCGGUUCAUCAUCUUCUGGUCCACAAUUUCACUCUGUCCCUUCAUCAUCAACUCCAAAAAGAGGUCCCUCAAAUUGGAGUUCAAAGCCGAAGAGCAAGCCAAAGAGGGAGAAAACGGAGGAGGAGAAAACUUUUAAGCGGAGGGCAAAGUAUUUCUUAGCAGCCCAGCUACUCGCGGUUCUGCUUUUUCUCUCCUUGAUGGGCGGAAAUGAUUCCGGUGACAUGGAGCUCGAUGACGAAGAUGAAGGCAUCGCUUUUGAUUGAGACCAAUCUCUCAUUUAUCUGGUACACAUUACUGACAUUGUCCCAUGAUUAAUUACUAGUAACCUCUUGAGGUUGAACUAUUAGUAUUUGCAUUAACAUUGUGGUAAAUAAGAACAUAAAUUAAAGAUUAUGAUUUUUGUAGCUUGGCUGCAUAUUUUGAUUGGGUAAA
Hibiscus syriacus is the source of this 1223-nucleotide messenger RNA. RefSeq names its product mitochondrial outer membrane import complex protein METAXIN. The transcript is spliced from 6 exons. The coding region runs from base 68 to 1054 and encodes 328 amino acids. Gene Ontology annotation, cellular component: SAM complex. The record is from RefSeq and is a predicted model, not a curated record. NCBI's taxonomy places the organism in Eukaryota, Viridiplantae, Streptophyta, Magnoliopsida, Malvales, Malvaceae. Gene Ontology annotation, biological process: mitochondrion organization.